Talaromyces stipitatus ATCC 10500 is the source of this 1485-nucleotide messenger RNA. Its product is annotated as arylsulfatase A, putative. The record is from RefSeq and is a predicted model, not a curated record. Bases 1 to 1485 code for a protein of 494 amino acids. Gene Ontology annotation, molecular function: iduronate-2-sulfatase activity. Lineage: Eukaryota; Fungi; Ascomycota; Eurotiomycetes; Eurotiales; Trichocomaceae. The transcript has 3 exons.
AUGCCUCAUCCCUUCACAAAAUUUACAAGAGAGACGCCACCGAGCGGUCUACUAGUCCAAGAACCGAAUCUCGUAAUAUUCAUGCCAGACCAGCUGCGAUGGGAUGCCCUUGGAUGCAACGGAAACCCUAUCGCAAAGACACCCAAUAUCGACCGAUUCAGUCAACGAGGCACUCGGUUCACCAACUGCUAUGUGCAAAAUAGCAUGUGCACACAGAGCCGUUGCUCUAUGUUUCUCGGUCUCUAUCCUCACGUCUCCGGCCAUCGUAGUUUGAAUAAUAUGAUCAAAUCCUGGGAACCAAACAUGUUUCGUUCGCUCAAGGAAGCGGGCUAUCAUGUUGCUUGUCUGGCACCAAGGGGGGACACUUAUGCUCCUACGGUGACGGAGCUUAGUAUGAACGAGUACGGGUUUAUAGAGACCCCUGAUAUUCUGCCUGGUUUUAUGAUGGGCCCAAAGGCAACAAGCGAACAUGCUAAGAAAAUAGAAACGGUUGACAAACUUGCACCGCGGCUUUUCUAUAAGGGGCUCCGAGACCAGAGUGCUAUCCUCGACUACGAUGAGGCUGCUGUUCGAUCUGCAGAGAAAUUUCUUGAGCAUCCUCCUGAGGGGCCGUGGGUGCUAUAUCUGCCGUUGAUCUUCCCUCAUGUCCCUUUCCAAGUCGAGGAGCCCUAUUUUUCGUUGUAUGAUCGAAAGUCGAUGCCAACUCCUGCUCGACUCUCAGAAAAGACAGGCUACGAGCCCAAGUAUAUGGAAGCAAUGCGCCAUCACUACGGAUUGGAUAAAAUUGAUAACCUGGGGCUCUGGGACUCCACCGUGACCAUGUUCUUCACCGAUCAUGGCGAGUACCUGGGUGACUAUGGGCUAGUUGAGAAAUGGCCGACUGGCAUGUCUGAUUCACUGACUCGCGAGCCACUAAUCAUUGCUGGAGCCGGCCUUCCUCAGGGUAACACAUUUGAUGAUAUGGCCGAAAUGGUCGACCUUGUUCCUUCUGUCUUUCAGCUUUGCUCUAUCCCGGAGAGCUUCCCUACGAACGGUAAAUCCUGGAUUGCUGGCAUUUUACACGGCACGCUGCACAAGGAAUAUGCAUUUGUUGAAGCAGGCUAUCUAACCAGCGAAGAGCCGCUGAUUGAGACGUCCCCGUUUCCGUACGACAUCAAAGCUGAUCUUCAACAUAAAGACUCAGUGCUAGCAGGAAAAGCCGUUGCAGUCCGAAAUAAAUCGUGGACGUACAUCUACCGAUUGUACGAGCCUGCUGAACUAUAUUCACGAGAGCGAGAUCCCCAGGAAUUACAUAAUCUGGCAGGUCUGCCGGAAUAUCAGCCAACAGUCAGAUUACUAGAAUCUGUUGUGUUUCGCUGGAUGGUAGAGACCAGCGACUUUUUGCCGUACGCUGUUGAUCCCCGAGUCUCCAAUGUGGAUUUGGAAGAUCCCAAUAGUCAGUGGGAGAGACGUGUGAAAGCUGCAAGUUCUAAAAUAAUAAGUUGA